AUGUUUGUAAACAAACCAAGACCUGUCAAACGCGCGUUGUUCCGAUUCCGAUCGGCAAAGGCUUGUGGGGCGACCAUUCGUUUGUGGAAUCGUUGUUUUCUGUUCCAAAAUUUCCGUUCUUUCGGUCGGAAAAGGCUUCUCGGAGGAGGAUGGAGGGAGAGAUUGAGGAACUGGGCGGUUCGGAGCUGGGAACGAAAGAUUUCUGGGAGAAAAGCUACGACCUGGAGUUGAAAAACUUUCACGACCACGGUGAUUGCGGUGAUAUUUGGUUCGACGAGGAUUGCCAGCAUCGCAUCGUAACCUGGAUCGGCAGGCAGGAGGAUAAGAUCAAAGUGGACGAUUCGAUUAUUGAUUUGGGCUGCGGCAAUGGUAUGAUGUUGAUCGAACUUGCCCAGGAAGGGUUCAAAAAUCUGACCGGCAUCGACUACUCUCCGAAAGCUAUUGAACUGGCCAAAGCGAUUUGUGCCGAUCAGCAGUACCCGUUCAUCAAAUACCAGGUGGCGGACCUGAUGUCGGAGUCGGAGGUGACGGCAUUGGGCAAAUUUAAGGUGGUGCAUGAUAAGGGUACGUACGACGCGAUCAGCAUACAUCCGGAGGAUUCGAAAACGAUGCGCACGAGUUACAUCGCAAACGUGCAUCGGAUGCUGGAGGACGAUGGUCUGUUCAUUCUUACCUCAUGCAACUGGACCGAGUGUGAGCUGGUGAAGAGCUUCGGCGAACUGUUUGAGCUACGAACGGUCAUACCGUCGCCCAAGUUUAAGUUUGGCAACAAAGAGGGUAGCGUGGUGACGUCGAUUGUGUUCGGGAAAAAGCUAUGAUAAUUAUGUGUAAUACAGCGUAAUUUGAAGCCUUACGGUCUCCUGAAAAUUGUGUUUGAAUGGAGCAACCGAUUAACCGGUUUAAGUUGUGGAAAUAAAAUGAAUCCUCUGAAUUAGAGAGCAUGUAAA
Anopheles stephensi (Asian malaria mosquito) is the source of this 947-nucleotide messenger RNA. Its product is annotated as EEF1A lysine methyltransferase 2-like. The transcript is spliced from 2 exons. Gene Ontology annotation, cellular component: cytoplasm. NCBI's taxonomy places the organism in Eukaryota, Metazoa, Arthropoda, Insecta, Diptera, Culicidae. Gene Ontology annotation, molecular function: protein-lysine N-methyltransferase activity. Bases 150 to 818 code for a protein of 222 amino acids. The record is from RefSeq and is a predicted model, not a curated record. Gene Ontology annotation, biological process: peptidyl-lysine monomethylation; peptidyl-lysine dimethylation.